AUGGCAGAUUUAGACGCAUUUUUCAAAGAUAUAAGAGAGGAAAUAGCCAAGGACGUCAACAAGAAAACUUUGUUGCAAGAGUUGGAGAAUCAAUUUGACUUAUCACUCAUCCCAUAUCAAACCACAAUCAAUUCUUGGACAUCUAUUAGUCCAAAUCAAUUGAACGGAGUAUUCCAAACCACAAAUAGUUUUGAGGAGUCGAUUCGUGGAAACGUUGAGAAAUUCACGCUUUCAUUGUCACAAUUGGAUUGUAAAUUGAGUCAAAAGGAAAGAUUGUCAAACAAAUUCAUCGAGGAUUCCAUCUAUGUAAUUUUGGUCAAUCGGUACUUUUGGAUACUUGCAACCGCGUUUGGCCAUGACACUAUAAAAGUGAAGUUGAUAACCACCGAGAACGAGUCGGGUAUAAUUGCUACACCACAAGAAAUCUUCCAAUCUCUAGGCAUCAAGGAUGUAAAUUACCAAUUGUAUCUACUUGCCCUAUUGAAAAUGAUUGACGUUGUCGUUGAAUACACAACGACUACAGUGAUCAAUCAAUCCAUUGGCUCAACUACGUCCCAAUCGUCAAACUAUUCAAUUGCGCUCAUAAAUCUGAAAAUUGUAGCUAAGAUACAAAACGGGUUUCUGUUGUUGGAUUUGAAAAACGACAUCUUAAGAAAGAGGUAUGAUAGUUUGAAAUAUAACUCUCAAAGGUUGAACAAGAUAGUGUAUGAUUUAUCGCUUCGUAAUUUGGUGACAACAGAAGCCGAGGUAGAAUAA
Molecule: messenger RNA, 756 nt
Organism: Lodderomyces parapsilosis
Lineage: Eukaryota; Fungi; Ascomycota; Pichiomycetes; Serinales; Debaryomycetaceae
Exons: 2
Coding region: 1-756 (251 amino acids)
Biological process (GO): RNA metabolic process
Cellular component (GO): nucleus; cytoplasm
Molecular function (GO): sequence-specific DNA binding; single-stranded DNA binding; RNA binding
Source: RefSeq, a predicted model, not a curated record